CUCCAAUAUUAUUUAAAGAUGACCGUCUAGCAUAUUUACUGCGACCCUACUGUAUCUUGGCAACGUGACUCGUAAAUAUUUGGAGGGAGGUUAGGAACCGUCAAAAAUACCGAAAAGCAGACAUUAAAUUCGCCAGGUCUUGCAUGAAUACAACUCUAUCAUGACGACGGUACUUCCUCAAAAGCCACAAGGCACAUAUACGUUUGCCAGUCAGCCUCGCGCAGUCCAACAACGGAAAAAGUACAGAGAUGCCAACCCGAUCGACCAGAGUCAAGGCCCUCCACAAUAUGGAAACAUCAUGUACGACCGGCGUAUCGUGCGUGGAAACACAUAUGCUCAGCACACACUUCCAGCACAUGCACAGCCAGAUCCUAUUGAAAUUCAAAGACAACAGGAGAAUCGUCGUCGUGCAAUAGCUAGAAAAAGGGCAAAGGAGCAGCUCCGUCCACGAUCCCCCGAUCCCGUGGAGGGACGAAAACACAUCGAUGUACAAACAGAGCUAUAUCUAGAAGAACUCAGUGACCGCGUGGAAGAGGCUGACGUUGAGGUUCAAACAGAUGCCUUCCUCGAUAGGCCUCCUUCACCCAUGUAUGUCCCUGCUAAAACAGGAGUGGACAUUACCACACAAAUCUUAGAAGGGGAUCUUUUCGACUUUGAUAUUGAAGUGAAGCCUAUUCUAGAGGUAUUAGUUGGUAAGACGGUAGAACAAGCCUUACUGGAGGUGAUGGAGGAGGAGGAACUAGCCAAUCUCCGAUCACAACAGCGUGCCUUUGAGGAGCUGAGGAAUGCGGAGCUGGUGGAACAACAGAGGCUUGAGGAGCAAGAGAGGAGACAUCGCGAGGAGAAGGAGAGAAGGAUGAAACAACAACGAGAAAUUGUGAAAAAGGAGAAGGAGACCUCAGACAAAAUUGCUGCCCGCGCCUUUGCUCAAAGUUACCUCGCCGAUCUGGUGCCUACUGUGUUUGGGACACUGUCAGACAAUGGCUACUUUUAUGAUCCCGUUGAAAGAGACAUUGAGCAGGGUUUCAUGCCGUGGUUGAUCGACCAGGUACAAGUACAACUACAGAAAUCUCAACUUGGCCGACUGGUGCUGGACGGAAUCAUCAGGGAUGUGAUGAACCAGAGGAUAGACGCCUACAGCCGGACCUCCACAUCAGGGGGCGGGGCCACUAGUGGGGCGAAAGUGAGUGACAGCAAGUCUGCUGACGGCUCCAAUAAUGCUGCUCCCCCACAGGACCCCUCCACCGCCACAACAUCAGAGGGCGAAAAGAAGGAGGAAAGUAAAGCACCUGAAAAGACGGAGGAACCCUCAGGGAAAACAGAAGGCGGAGAAGAAACAGGGGGUGGGGAUGACUAGACCCGGGGUCAGGAUUAGGGAGGAGCAGUCAUUAUCUGGACCACCAACAAAGAACUUGCGAGGGGAUCCACUACACAAACUGUUAAACAUAAUGAGAGUGCGUGGCACAAACAAUAUUGAUAUUAGUUUAAUAUACACAUUUGAAAUGAAGAAAAAUGUACUCUUUGAACAUAUUUCAGAACAUUUACAAAGUAAAGUACUACAUGAUCUCUUGGAAAUAAUGGUUGCUCCAUGUUAAGUAUUAUGAAAACAAAUUUGGAUCAUAUUACCUUCUAGUUCAUAUUGUCUGUGAUCAAAAUGUACAUAUAAAUAUAUAAUUGAAUAUACUAGUUAUUAUAAAUCACAAAACAGAACUACCCAAGGGAGAUAAUUUCAAGAAUGAAAUAAUAUGUUGUAAUGAGUUUUCUCCUUUGUGUAUUGUCUAUUUGGUGAUUGGUUUGUUAAAACUUUUUUCUCUCCCGAGUAAACAAAUUUGUAUGUGAUAUAUCUAUUGCUAAAUUUUUGCUUUGAAUGAAAAGUGUCUACAGUUCCAUUAGAAGAAUACUGAAAUUUUUUACUCUGUUGUUUAAGAUUAAACGAUAAAAAAUGGAA
Molecule: messenger RNA, 1948 nt
Organism: Magallana angulata
Lineage: Eukaryota; Metazoa; Mollusca; Bivalvia; Ostreida; Ostreidae
Product: radial spoke head protein 3 homolog B-like
Exons: 8
Coding region: 161-1357 (398 amino acids)
Cellular component (GO): cilium
Source: RefSeq, a predicted model, not a curated record